Molecule: messenger RNA, 2985 nt
Organism: Linum tenue
Lineage: Eukaryota; Viridiplantae; Streptophyta; Magnoliopsida; Malpighiales; Linaceae
Source: the annotation of a GenBank genome assembly
GUCCACUUUCUUUGCAUUCAUAGUUCUAGUUUCGCGGCUAUUGCUCGUUCGGGUUCAUUUCAUUAGGGUUUAGGCAAGCGGAAAAAUAAGGAGAGCAGAGUGUGGACUCUGAAACAGUUUUCCAAAUGGAGAGUUUGCUCAAGAAAUAUUUUGGGUAUUCUGAGUUCCGGCCGUAUCAGAAGGAGGUCAUAAACAAUAUUCUGCAGAAGAGGGAUUGCUUGGCGGUAAUGGCCACGGGUAGCGGAAAGUCCUUGUGUUACCAGCUUCCUCCGUUGCUGGUUGAUAAGACUGCCAUUGUUGUAAGCCCUCUUAUAUCUCUCAUGCAAGAUCAGGUAAUGAGUUUGAAACAGCAGGGUAUCAGAGCUGAGUACCUUGGAAGUGCCCAGACCGACCAAUCUGUGAAUGCUCGAGCACAAAAGGGGGAAUAUCGUUUGCUGUUCAUGACCCCUGAAAGGGCUUGCUCCAUUUCUCACAGCUUCUGGUCGAAGUUACUACAGGCAGGAAUUUGUCUCUUUGCUGUGGACGAAGCACAUUGCAUAUCAGAAUGGGGGCAUGACUUCAGGGUGGAAUACAAACAGCUAGACAAGUUACGUGCUAUUCUCUUGGACGUUCCAUUUAUUGGUUUAACUGCAACAGCUACUGAGAACUUGAAGCAUGUCAUGGAAAAUGCUAUGUCCAGGAGUGAGAUACAAUAUGAGCCUUCGACAUAUGGGAAGGGUCAGAGGUGAUAUCAUAAAUUCCCUCAAGAUGGAUGACCCUUACAUUGCCAUUGGCUCAUUUGACCGAACGAAUCUCUUCUAUGCUGUGAAACUUCUCAGCCGGAGUUCUGAGUUCAUCGAAAACCUUGUGGAUGAAUUUUCAAAAUCACUUGGAAGAUCUGGGCCAACAAUCAUUUACUGCACAACCAUAAAAGAUGUUGAGCAGGUGUUUAAAGUAUUUCAAGAUGCAGGGAUUAAGUCUGGAAUGUAUCAUGGCCAAAUGACCAACAAAGCUAAACAGGAGUCUCACAGAUCUUUUAUAAGAGAUGAGUUACAAGUCAUGGUUGCUACUAUUGCUUUUGGAAUGGGUAUUGACAAGCCAAAUGUAAGGCAAGUGAUUCAUUAUGGCUGUCCAAAAAGUCUCGAGACAUAUUACCAGGAAAGUGGUCGAUGUGGUAGAGAUGGUAUAGCCUCCGUCUGUUGGCUUUACUAUACCAGAAGCGACUUUGCAAAAGCUGAGUUUUACUGUGGUGAAACUAAAUCAGAGAACCAAAGAAGAGCUGUGGUGGAGUCAUUGAUGGCUGCUCAGCGCUAUUGCACAAUUACUACUUGCAGAAGAAAGUUUUUGUUGGAUUACUUUGGAGAAACUUCUUCAACCACCAAUUGUGGAAAUUGUGAUAAUUGCUUGGGUUCAAAAAAGGAACAUGAUGUGUCUAGAGAAGCUUUCCUUUUGAUGGCCUGCAUUCUAUCAUGUAAGGGCAGCUGGGGUCUCAAUAUGCCUACAGACAUUCUACGUGGUUCCCGCGCAAAGAAAAUUAUGGACAACCAAUUUCAUAAGCUUCCACUUCAUGGACUAGGGAAAGACCAUUCAGCAAAUUGGUGGAAAUCUUUGGCUUAUCAGUUGAUUUCUCAUGGUUACCUGACUGAGAUCGUUACAGAUAUAUAUAGAACUAUCAGUGUUAGUACAAAAGGGAAGCAAUAUAUUAGUUCUGCCAGACUUGACCAUCACCCACCACUGCUUCUACCAUUGACAAGUGAAAUGAUAAACGGUGAGGAAGAUCCAACCAUUACUGGUGGAGAUUUGAAUGGUCUGGCAACCUCGGAACAUGAGGGAUUUUCAGAGGCUGAGUCACAACUCUACCAUUCACUCUUGGAAGAGAGAACCAACCUCGCUAGAAGAGUUGGAACUGCUCCAUAUGCUAUUUGUGGUGAUCAAACAAUCAAAAGACUUGCUCUGAUAAGGCCGUCCACUAAAGCAAGACUAGCAAAUCUGGAUGGUGUCAACCAGCACUUUCUUAUGACACAUGGAGAUCAUUUUCUUGAGACCAUCAGUCGUCUAGCAAAAGGACUAAACCUUUCUUUAGAUGGGGAGGCAAACAUACCAGUACCACCUACUGUUAAUAUCAUUAGUAAAGUUGACCUGACAGCCAAUUCCCAACGCAAACUAGCACCAGCUAAACUUCAAGCCUGGAAGAUGUGGAGUGAAGAUGGUCUAUCCAUUCACCAAAUUGCGAGCUUCCCUGGUAGAUCUGCUCCCAUCAAACCGCAAACUGUUCUUGAAUAUCUUCUGGAAGCUGCCCAACAAGGAUGUAAUGUCAAUUGGACCAGAUUUUCCGAGGAGGUUGGGCUCACGAAUGAAAUUUUCAUGGAUAUUACUCGUGCCAUUUCAAAGGUUGGAUCAAGGGACAAGUUGAAGCCCAUUAAAGAUGCAUUACCUGAGGAGAUAAGUUAUACCCACAUCAAGACUUGUUUAACUAUGCAGAAUUGUGGGAUGUCCUUGGAGAUGGCUCCAUCUCCCUGCAUUGGUACAGCAGCAAAUGAUGAAGAAGCUCCACGCAAGGUUGAUGAUGCCAACUCCAAAACAACAGCACUCGAAGUUGGAAACUCAUUGGAGGGAGAGAUGAGCGUUUCUUGUGGUGAUGGGCUGCCCUUGGGGAAACGUCAGAAGGUGGAUGGGCCUGAACAGAGUUUAACAUCACUGGUGAUUGCCACAGAAGAUGGCAUAGUGGAUUGGCUUAAAAAUUAUGAUGAUGGGGUUCCUAUACACGAUAUUCUGGAGCAUUUCAAUGGAUCUGGAGAGGAAUCUGUGAUUGCCAUGCUCAACUGCCUCGAAGGUGACUUCGUGAUAUACAAAAAGAACAAUGUGUAUAGGAUUCUGUAAGCUAAACAUACGGCUUCACUGCUGAAUUGAAUUGUCGGGAGACUUCAAUUAACGAACCAUAUGCAGCUUUUCAACGGCUCUAGCUAUGCUACUAUACCAAGUUAAUGGUUAAAUUUUGUUGAAAUA